Molecule: messenger RNA, 833 nt
Organism: Phragmites australis (common reed)
Lineage: Eukaryota; Viridiplantae; Streptophyta; Magnoliopsida; Poales; Poaceae
Product: germin-like protein 1-2
Exons: 1
Coding region: 53-721 (222 amino acids)
Cellular component (GO): cell wall
Molecular function (GO): manganese ion binding
Source: RefSeq, a predicted model, not a curated record
CCAAGAUUCGAUAGUACAUCAGCGCACGUCGUGCAAUCUGAAUAACGAUCUGAUGGCUUCAGCUGCCCGGCCCCAUGUGCUCCGCGUGUUGCUCGCGGUGGCCAUCGCCGCGGCGGUGCCGUGCGCCCUCUCGGACCCGGCGCCGCUCCAGGACUUCUGCGUGGCCGACCUCCAGGCCGCGACGCAGCUCGACGGGUUCCCGUGCAAGGCAGCCUCGGCCGUGGUGGACGGCGACUUCUUCUCCCGCGCAAUCGUGGCCGCGGCCAGCACGCGCAAUCCGUUCGGCGUCAACUCCACACGCGCCACGGUGGCCACGUUCCCGGGCCUCAACACGCUGGGCCUCUCCAUCACGCGCGUCGACCUCGCGCAGGGCGGACUCAACCCGCCGCACUCGCACCCGCGCGCCUCGGAGCUCGUGAUGGUGCUCAAGGGCGAGGUCAUGGUGGGGUUCACGACGGGCACCAACCAGCUCUUCUCCAAGGUGGUCAAGGAGAACGAGCUCUUCGUCGUGCCCCGUGGGCUGCAGCACUUCCAGCUCAACACCGGCGCUGGCGACGCGGUGUUCGUGGCCAUGUUCGACAGUCAGUCGCCUGGCGUGGUCACGCCCACGUUCUCGCUCUUCGCGACGAAGCCGGCCAUGCCGAUAGAGGUGCUCACCAAGACGUUCCUCGUGGGCGAGGACGAGGUCGGCGCCAUGAAAUCCAAGUUCGCCGGCUUCUGACAUUCAAUAUCACAUUAUCACCCGUCUAGCAGUUCAGCUGCUAAUGUAUCACAUCCAGUCACGUCAGUGCGUGUAUUCGUUCGUUUAUGAUUCUGCCAAAAGUGUAAACUGA